Messenger RNA from Corythoichthys intestinalis (scribbled pipefish), 899 nucleotides. RefSeq names its product chemokine (C-X-C motif) ligand 14 (gene cxcl14). The coding region runs from base 140 to 439 and encodes 99 amino acids. The record is from RefSeq and is a predicted model, not a curated record. Gene Ontology annotation, biological process: immune response. Lineage: Eukaryota; Metazoa; Chordata; Actinopteri; Syngnathiformes; Syngnathidae. Gene Ontology annotation, cellular component: extracellular region. Gene Ontology annotation, molecular function: chemokine activity. The transcript has 4 exons.
GUGUGUGUUCGGGGACCUCCUCCAUCACAGACCUUCCUUCUAAUCCACGCUGCUGGCGGAGUUUCAACUUUGACACUUUUUUCCCCCUAUUCCUUUGCUUCAAGAGUUCGGAUUUGGGCUUUUUGAGAAGGUUGAAAACAUGCUUCGGUGCACAGCAGUUCUACUUGUACUGAUGGUGGCCUUAUACGUCCUGAGUGCAGAAGCCUACAAGUGUCGGUGCACCAGGAAAGGACCAAAGAUCCGGUACAAGGAUGUGCAGAAGCUGGAGCUCAAACCCAAAUACCCCUACUGCCAGGAAAAGAUGAUAUUUGUGACCAUGGAGAACGUGGCUCGCUUUAAGGGUCAAGAGUACUGCUUGCACCCCAAACUUCAGAGCACCAAGAACCUAGUCAAGUGGUUCCACAUCUGGAAGGACAAGCACAGGGUUUAUGAGGCCUAAAUCUUCAACGUCUUGUUGUCACGAGAAGAAGAAAAAUUGUUCAAAAAAGGCAUUAAAAAACAACAACAACCAUCAGGACUGUUUAUGAUGUCUCGCAUUUCUGCAGUGCAUUGUCCUCUUCGUCUGUGGAAACUAUCCAGACAUAAAUUUCAUAAAUAUUACAUGACUUUUUAAUGAUGUUUUAACGUUUUUAUUGUUGUUGCCACACAAAUAUACAAAGUACCUACAAAUAUGUACAACAUGCAUUACUCCUAUUUUUAUGCAUUCCAAUGUAAAGUGCAUUUUGUAAACAUUUUAGUCUUUAUCGACUUUCUAGUAUCAUGUGUUUAAAAUGCAUUAUAGUUGUUUUGAUAUUUAAUUGGAAUGUUUUUGAGGGGUGAGAGUGGGUGGGUUGAUCAACACACUGUAUUCCAUUGUGUGUAUUCAUAAUAUUAAACAGAGCAAUAAAGUGUCCACUGAG